CGUUUAGCAAGAUGGGUGAUGAAGCGGAGUAGAUCACGGGAUACAAGAUCUACACAAUCACAACCUAUAAGGAACGUCAUCUUUUGUAGUUUAUUUUUUAUUUUUUUUUGUAUUUUUGAUUUGAUGCCUUUGGAGAAAUCUUCUGACUUGCAUGAAGUUUGAUUACCAUGAGUCAGCAGCCUCAGCAGAAGGCUUCGAGUAAAAGGACGGGAAAAAGAAUCACUUUUUUCAGUGACCCGCAAGUCCACCCCGUGACUAAUAAAGAGCAGCAAUUGAAAGACCAGCAGUUAUAUGGGACGGUGUCUCGGUUGCCCAUCUCCCAGGGUUCUGAAUUGACCAAGCCAAAUUCUUAUUCUGCUGCACCUAACAAUAUGCUGAACACAGUCAUGUACACUCAAGAGAGACCUGACGGCAUCAGGAUUACCCAGCAGCAGGUUCCUGGAAAGUGGACCACUGGUGAUCGCAAUGAGGCCACUUGGGCAGCUCAGCAAGCCAACAUGUGGCAGAGAAGUGCAGCUGGCUAUCCUGUGCAGAUGGUGCCUUCAUAUUACAACCAUCAUGAGCCGAUCAAGAGAAGCCAAGAUAAGGGAGUUGGAGUGUCCCAGUUAGACAUGUAUGGGGAUGCGCUACAGCAAAUGAUGUCUCAGAAGACACAGUUGGAGCAGCAUCAGCUAGCUCAGCAGCAGGCCCAUUUAAACUCCAUUUUGCAAGCCCAACAACAACAGCAACAGCAGCAGCAACAACAGCAGCAGCAGCAGCAUCACCAAACUCAGCAUCUUGCGUUGCAGUCUUUCCAAAUGGCAUUUGGACAUCAGGGUCAAAAAACAUCACUGCAAAAUAUAUUCCAUGUGUUUCCAGAUGCUCAAUCGAAUGCCAUGUAUGCCGCUCAGCAGAAGCAACAGCAGGCUCUUCCUAAACUGCCGCUGUUUGAGAAUUUUUACCCCUCACAGCAGCAGCAGCAACAGGCAGCUUAUGCCAUGCAGCAAGGCGUUCCCCUAAACCAGCAUGCAGCUACCCAGCAGAAGAUCUCUGUGAUGAGCCAGCCACAACGUGUUCCCACAUCCGAGGAAUACAUGAAAGUUUUUGCCGAGCAGCAGGGCCAGCAGUCCGUUCUGCCCAAAUCUCAAAUACCCUUGCCACGCAGGUCACGAAGACUUUCCAAAGAAGGACCAGAACCUUUACCUCCCACUGUGGUUGGACAUUCAAAUAACCCUUAUGCACACCACCAGUACGAACAGGGAGUGCAACAACAGAUGUGUGUCCAAGAGAGGUACAAGCCGAUUGCACCAAGAGAUGCCCAAGAAACCCAGCAUGGCAACCGCGAUGAUGCAGACAAUAUGUCUCUACCUCAGAAUGGUAGAAGAGAGGUCCAGCCAGCUGACCAAAACUCCAUGGGGCCAAUGCAGCCUGAUGGAGCAGGAGCUGUGACUGUGAUCCAGUCAACCCGGCGAAGGCGCCGCAUAUCGCAAGAGGCCAAUUUAUUUACCUUAGCACAAAAAGCAGCAGAAAUGCCAAAUCUUGAAAACACUAAGGAUAGUGAGACUUUAGGAGUGAAGAAUGAGACUUUGAAGAGCAAUGCAGAAAUUCCUGGUGCAUCAUCCCCUAAGAAGGCCCGAGGGGAAGGAGAAUUGAGACCCCUGGUAAUGCCGGUGUCUGUACCGGUGAAAAUAGAUACUGGCCGAGAAAAGGGAGAUGAUGAAAGGACAGUAACGUCUGAAAGGCUUCCAUCUGCAUCAAUGCCAUCUGUGAUCGUAACAAGGCAUAGGGCUGGGCAUACAGGUGUCUCCGAACCUGCUGUACAGAACAAUGACACCGCUUUGUCAGAGGUUCCUUGCCGAAAGCCCAAGCAGCGACCAAGACCAGAACCAUUGUUUAUCCCUCCCAAGCCUGGCACGUUUGUCGUCCCAGUUUACACCAACAUAACUCCUUAUCAAAGCCACCUCCGUUCUCCCGUUCGAGUUCCUGAGCACCUGAGUGACAGAAACUUUGAGUUGCCCCCUUACACACCGCCUCCAAUCCUCAGCCCUGUGCGUGAGGGCUCUGGACUUUACUUCAAUGCCAUCAUAUCGGCUAACACACAUUCAAUGCCUCCACCAAUUACCCCAAAAAGCAGCAUGAGAACCCUGCUGAGAUCUAACAGUGGAGAAGACAUGCCGCCCUUGCUAACAGCAGAAGCAACGCCUGUUAGCCUUGAACCACGUAUUAACAUUGGCGCACGCUUCCAGGCAGAUAUUCCUGACUGCGGAGACAGAAGUCUGGCCGCUGCUGACAAGUAUAAAGCAGACUUGGUUUGGUGUCCCCUGGAUAACUUGGAUGAUAAUAAAGCAGUUGAGGAGUUGCUGACAGCAGCCUGCUCCAGCAUCGUACCAGGCGGAGGCACCAAUCAGGAGCUAGCCCUUCAUUACCUUCAUGAGUCCAAAGGGAACAUUUUGGCCGCUCUUACAAAGCUGCUAUUGAAGAAACCAAAAAGGCACAAAGACCAUCACCUGGCAAACUAUCAUUACUCUGGUUCAGACAAGUGGUCUGUAAAUGAGAAGAGACUUUUCAACAAGGGAAUGGCCAUCUAUAAGAAAGACUUUCUGCUGGUUCAGAAACUGAUUAAAACAAAGACUGUGGCGCAAUGCGUGGAGUUUUACUACACCUACAAAAAGCAAGUGAAGAUAGGACGGAACGGCAUGCUGAUAUUUGGAGAUGUGGAGCUUGCAGCCGAUGAGAAAAACCCUAGAGAAGAUUCAGAGAUUGAUAUAAAGACUUCUCAGCGACUUGGAGCAGGCAUUCCUCCCCAAAACACAGAAGGUGAUGAUGCAGAGACGGAGAAUAAUGUGCACGCCGCAAUGGAAGAGGAGGAUGAAAGGAGGAAUGCGCCUUCCCAAAUAAAAGUUACACAAACUUUACAAGCCAGUGAAAUAUCAAAUGACACACUCAUCUUAAGAAAUCAAGACAUGGACAUGUCAUUGACAGUAAAGACCCCCAAACCGAGGGGGCGAAGACCACGGGCGAGUAUUCCUGCAGAUGAUGCAAAAAAGACUGAGAAUGCAAACAAGACUCCAGCAGCACAAGAGGGCACUUUCCCUUGUAAAAAAUGUGGCAGGGUCUUCUUUAAAGUGAAAAGCCGCAGUGCACACAUGAAAAGCCACUCGGAACAGGAAAAGAAGGCAGCGGCUCUGAAGCAGAGUGAAGCCGCUGCUGCGGCCGCUGCGAGGGCAGCUUUAGUCGCGCGGUCCCAGCAGAUGGAGAGCAGUGACAACGGGAGCAGCAGUGACAGCGGGAGCAUGACCAGCAGCAGCAGUGAGAGCUGUGACAGUUCAGAUGGUGAGAUAUAACUGGAGCUCUCCGCUGGCGCAGUGAGGCUGGAACCUCGCUUCAUUCCCUUAACUUUUUUUUUGUUUUUUGUAAUUGAACGCUUGCAAUUUCUGCAAGAAUCAAACUGAUGAACAGUAGACUCGGGACUUUUUAUCUUCUUAAAUUAACUAUUUAUUUGGUAAUCUACAGUGUAUCAUAUGUUUUGGAAAGUAAACCUAUAUUUUCUAUCUUACCCUUGUGCCUGUAAAGACAAGUUACAUAAAGAAAAAAAUAUAUAUAA
Molecule: messenger RNA, 3583 nt
Organism: Bufo gargarizans (Asiatic toad)
Lineage: Eukaryota; Metazoa; Chordata; Amphibia; Anura; Bufonidae
Product: mitotic deacetylase-associated SANT domain protein-like
Exons: 12
Coding region: 168-3323 (1051 amino acids)
Biological process (GO): regulation of transcription by RNA polymerase II; negative regulation of DNA-templated transcription
Cellular component (GO): histone deacetylase complex; transcription regulator complex
Molecular function (GO): transcription corepressor activity
Source: RefSeq, a predicted model, not a curated record